Molecule: messenger RNA, 1842 nt
Organism: Exophiala oligosperma
Lineage: Eukaryota; Fungi; Ascomycota; Eurotiomycetes; Chaetothyriales; Herpotrichiellaceae
Exons: 3
Coding region: 664-1611 (315 amino acids)
Source: RefSeq, a predicted model, not a curated record
CGAGAAUAAAUGCCGCAGAAGAUCAGUGACGUCCGUGUGACUGAGUUCAUCGAGGUAUCGCUCAGAUGUUGUAGGAUAUUGCAGUUGAAGGUCAAUUCGCUACCGUCGUCAGUGAACUCAGCCACAACGAUGCGAACCGAUCGAAACAUGAGGCAACGCUUCCGUUCCUCAAAUCAACGGUCUCAGGCACGAAGGCGUUCCCCGUGCCUCCGGGGAUUGGAGACCGACCUUCCUCACCGAAUGACACCGCUCUUUGUCAGCCGCCAUAUGCCAUGAUUCGGCGUGUUGACUGGGUGGGAAAGGAAAUCCAAAGGGGCGGCUAUGAUCAACCAGGGAGCAGCGACCAGUAGCGCUGUGCGGAGAAGUACAAGACUUGUUCUCUUGAUACUCGUGCUGGUGCCCUAUCUCUUAUCUCGAAGACCCUCACCUGCCUGUUUCGGUUGAGUCCUUCCUUGGCCCUUCAUACUGUUGCACGCACAACAGAUGCGCAUCUCCGUUGGUGUCGGCAUACGACCGGCCAGAGCGUCUUUGAAGCCUCGAAACUGUAUAAAAGGCGAGUGAAAGUCCUGGGGACCACAGAUCAUCACAAAGGUCUUCUUCUCCCUCUUCGCAGAAACACCGGACGAUCCCCUGAAUCACCUCAGCCUUGUUACGAAACUCACCAUGACAAUCCCUGCAUUGUUCAAAGGCCCUCGCCUCUGUUGGCUUACCUUACUGUUCAAUGCCCUCACCGCUGCCAUCCCAGCUGACCUACAUGCGCGACAGGAAUAUGGCAUGGUGGGCGAUGGUUUUGACGCUGCUACCACAACUCUGGGCAACUACUACAACUACUGGGUUAAGCUCCCCAAUGGUACAUUCGACUUGACACGCAGUGACAGAGCCGCAGUGACUUCUCCAAAAGUGCUGCCCAUGGUUGAUGCAUCUAUCAAGAUUGAGCCAAAUCGCUCUGCAUUGGUCAUUAUCGACAUGCAAAACUUCUUCCUCCAUCCGGACUUGUCUCCCAAGGCGACCAAGGGCCGUGGAGCGGUCGAUCCCACUGUCAACAUGAUCAAAGGCUUUCGCAAGCACGGCAUGAAGGUUCUCUGGGUCAAUUGGGGCCUGACGGAGUACGAUCUGCUGACUAUUCCACCUGCGUUCAAGGCUGGCUUCAGCAACAACGGUUCGGACUUGGCGAAUGAGACCUUCGGCAGCGACAUGGGCACCAUCCAUGAGAAUGGGACGACGAUCCACGUUGGCCGGAAAUUGAUGCGGGGAGCAUGGAAUGCUGAGCCCUAUGGUGUUUUGGGCGCGAUGAAGAACGAAGGGAUCGCCGCUGGCACAGAUUUGUGGUUCAACAAAAAUCGACUAUCAGGGCUUUGGGGUCCUCAGACCCCCUUGGGAUUGUGGUUGCAAGAGAAUGAGAUGUCGACUCUCUUCUUCGGCGGUGUCAACGCUGACCAAUGUGUCUGGUCAACACUCGUGGAUGCGUAUUUCAAAGGGUAUGAUGUGAUUUAUGUCGACGAUAUCAGCCAGUCAACCAGUCCUCCCUUCGCACAGGAGAUGACCAGAUACAAUGCGCAAGGUUAUGGGUUUCUGGGGAAUUCCACCGAUAUCCUGAAGGCUCUGGGGUGAUUCAGAAGAUGUCAAGGAGUGUUUGAAUAUCGACCAGUUGGCCGACAAGCCUCUGCGAGAAUCUUGGCUUGUAGAAUUGCAAGAGUGUUAGAGAGCUUCUCAGUAUGGUAGGUCAUAGUCUCCUGGGAUCCGGUAGUCGAGACAUUCCUUCUUGUCAAUAUCCUCGUCCGUCCAACCAGCUGCUUGUAGAAUUCUUCGAAUAAGUGGAUUCUUCUUCUGUCCAUAAUCAAC